GCGGGGCUGCGGCCGCCGCCGAGCGCUCGGCGGAGAGGGCUCCGGAGCCGCGGCCCCCAUUAUGCUCAGCCAUGGCGUGGCUGCCGGGCGAGCUGGCCGAGCUGCGCUGGGGCGCGAUGGUCGCCCUGUUCGUGGCGGCGCUGGCCACGCUGGCCGUGUACCUGGUGCAGUACGCGCUGCUGGCGCUGCGCCGCCGCCGCCGCCGCCGCCGCCCGCCGCCGCCUCUCCCGGCUCCCGCCGCUCCCGGCCCGCGGGACGAGCUGCUGGACGAGGGCGGCUCGGUGCUGGCCUGGGCGCUGUCGCGGGGCAGCUGGAGGCGGCAGUGGUGGCGGGCCUGGGUGGCCGCGCUGCGGGCCGAGGCGGCGGAGCGGGCGGAUUCUCAGUUGCUCACGUUUGAGGAAGAUGACCAACCAGAACCACUUGAGCUGGCAGUUAAAGAAGUUAUUAGUGUUGUAAAGUCAGCUGAAGAGAAGGUGGUUUCUUGCAAUGUUGUGGGGGAUUCUGUAAGGUUUGUUGUCGCCGUCUCUGACUCUUCGCCCGCGGCCGCGGAACCUCAGUCCUACAGUGUGAAACUGUCUCCACUUCACUUGCAGCUCCAGCUCUCCGUGAAAGACAAAGGAGAAGAUGUCAAAGUUGAGUGGUUCCUCAUUAACACUGAUGAAAUCAACUUUGAAAUCCAGCCAGCAGUGCAGGAGGGACAGGCAGCAGGGACACGUGCAAUACCUGAAACGCUCAGAGAUGUCUUGAAGAACCUCUUUAGCUCAGCUUCUCCAUCUGUGGUGUUGAGUGUGAGGCCUGCAGAUACAAAGGAGGUUCAGAAUGUACAGAACACAGGCCUUCUCCCUCAGGGCACUAGUCCUCCCAAACCUCCAAGGGCUCAUGAACUCAAGCUGCUGGUGAAGAACAUCGCGGUAAACCCGCCCCAUCACCGUGCUGCAGGCAGCACAGACCUUGUGUGUAUAGCUCAGUUGAAUGACCCUAUGCAGAAGUUUUCCAGCUCUGUAGCCAAAAAUGCUGCACAUCCCUUUUGGAAGGAAGAGUUUAUCUUUGAACUAAGUGCCAAAUCAAAAGCAUUGCAACUGCAAAUAGUAGAAGAUGGAAAGAUGGAUAGUCCUUUAUCUGGGAAGGUGACUGUACCUCUGGACUUGUUCAGGAAACAACCCUCUGGCCAGCAAAGCUUUGCCCUGAACAGUGAGGCCAGUGAGGGCAGCUCGGAGCCAGGGCCUGGGCUGGGAUCCAUCAGUGCAGAGUUCUCUUUUAUAGAACCCAGUGAACUGAAGACAAGGCAAGUCUCCUCCCCAGUGCUGGCCACCAAGAUAGAAAAGGAUCGCACUGUGAUGCCCUGUGGGACUGUGGUCACUACUGUCACUGCUGUGAGAACCAAACCUCGUCUGGAAGGGAGAGCAUCUCCCCUCAGCACAGAUUCUCCUGUGAAAACUCCAGUUAAAGUAAAAGUGACUGAAAAGGAUUUCUCUGUUGAAGCUCUCCAUUCUCAUGGUGCUCCAGUCAGCAAAACUUUGUCAUCUUCAGACACAGAGCUGCUGGUACUGAAUGGCACAGAUCCUGUGGCAGAAGCAGCCAUUCGGCAGCUGAGCGAGUCUGCAAAGCAGAAGCUGAAGUCUCCUAGAAAGAAAAGCACCAUUAUCAUAUCAGGGGUGUCCAAGACCUCUUUAUCUCAGGACAGUGAAGCUUCACUCAUGAUGGACUAUGCUGCAGCCAUGGACAGCUCCUGCAAAGAAGCAGAUCCACCCCCUGUGGAGGAAGCUGUUGCAAAAACCACCCCUGAUGAAAAGCUGUCAGUGGGCCCCUCAGAAACAGUACCUGACACUGGCCCACAGCACAGCACCCAGAAGGCCUGGGGUUUGGAGAAUGGCAGCCAACAGUGGGACACCAGCACCCUCUUAGACCAGACCUCUGAAGAAAUAUCUGGGAGCUCACUGAGCGUUUCAGAAAGUGGGAGCAUGAAAAAAUCCAAAGGUGGGAUUCUGAAAAAAAGCGCGAAGCUCUUUUUCCGCCGGCAGCACCAUCAGAAGGAUCCAGGAAUGAGCCAAUCCCACAACGACCUCGUGUACCUGCAGCAGCCCCUGUCAGAGGAGAGCCGCAAGAAGGGAGGCACCCUGUCACGAAUCCUGAGCAGGAAGCUGCUUUCCAGAAACAAAAGCAAGAGCAAACUGAACGGUGCUCCGGGAGAACCGUACAUAUAAGACCGGACCCUCUGUGCUGGGAUACUUGCACAUCAGUUGAGCAUUUGUUUACAGAGCAGUGCUAGAGAGUACAAAUAUGGCUGAUGACUCACAUAAAAGGAUGUUCACUAAUACAGUGGUCUUCUUUCGUUUGUUUUACCAAAACGCUUUUUCUCUCUGAUGAUGAAGUUGCUCCUCCAAAUGCAAGCAGUGCUACAUUAAUCGUGAAGGCUCUGGAGAACCACGUGGUUUAUUGUGGAAGAUGAGGGAGGAUGGGGAAUGGUGCAGGUGGGGACCAAGAAGGCUACUGGUAUCCUGGAAUACAUCAGGAAGAGCACUGCCAGCAGGUCCAGGAAGGUGAUCCUGCCCCUCUGCUCAGCCCUGGGAGGCACAUCUGCAGUGCUGUG
Molecule: messenger RNA, 2590 nt
Organism: Corapipo altera (White-ruffed manakin)
Lineage: Eukaryota; Metazoa; Chordata; Aves; Passeriformes; Pipridae
Gene: C2CD2
Product: C2 calcium dependent domain containing 2
Exons: 14
Coding region: 72-2204 (710 amino acids)
Source: RefSeq, a predicted model, not a curated record